Drosophila erecta is the source of this 2298-nucleotide messenger RNA. RefSeq names its product ATP-dependent RNA helicase SUV3 homolog, mitochondrial (gene Suv3). Gene Ontology annotation, biological process: mitochondrial RNA 3'-end processing; RNA catabolic process. Gene Ontology annotation, cellular component: mitochondrial degradosome. Lineage: Eukaryota; Metazoa; Arthropoda; Insecta; Diptera; Drosophilidae. The transcript has 6 exons. Gene Ontology annotation, molecular function: RNA helicase activity; hydrolase activity, acting on acid anhydrides; ATP binding. The record is from RefSeq and is a predicted model, not a curated record. Bases 1 to 2292 code for a protein of 763 amino acids.
AUGCAAAACUGCAGGCGCUGCAUCAGCCUAACGGGCCUCUUGCGGCUGCCACUCUACCUGCGUCCGUUAUUUUCAAUUGAAUUGUCCCUGCGACGACUACACCGCCCGGCCUUUUUAUCUUCUCGAAAAAGGCCGGAGAUGAACUUGUCUGCGCUGUUCAAGCCAGUACAGGUGCAGGCUAAUACGGAUGUGGACGAUGUGGGUUCCGAGCUGUCCGGCAAAUUGGAAAAGGCCGAGCUGCUGAAGGUUCUCAACAAGUUCACCCAACGCCGGGAAAUCAAGUCGCUUUGCAGCGAAAACGGACUGGACGCCUAUCUACAGCAACAGGCCUUUGGUUCAUUCCGAAGAUACUGCAUCGAGGCAGAAAACCUUCCAGUAGAUCUGCACAUAACCUUUAGCGAUAUAACACAAGGAGCGGGUCACAUCGAUGACAUCUUCCCGUACUUCCUACGACACGCAAAGACAGUAUUUCCGCACCUGGACUGCAUGGACGAUCUGAAAAAGAUUUCCGACCUGAGGCAGCCCGCCAACUGGUACAGCAACGCCCGCGCCAUCACCCGGAAGAUUGUUUUUCAUGCGGGACCGACGAACUCCGGAAAGACCUACCAUGCCAUGGAGAGAUACCUAAGUGCGAAGUCUGGGGUCUACUGCGGACCCCUAAAGCUUUUAGCCACGGAGGUGUACAACAAGGCCAAUGAACGCGGCACCCCCUGCGAUCUCGUGACAGGCGAAGAGCGCAAGUUCGGCAUCAGCGAAGGGUCGCCAGCCAAUCACGUCGCGUGCACAGUGGAAAUGACCUCGGUUAACACUCCAUAUGAGGUGGCUGUAAUCGAUGAAAUACAACAGAUCCGCGACCCCCAGAGAGGAUGGGCUUGGACGCGGGCCUUCCUCGGACUGAUCGCGGAUGAAGUGCAUGUUUGUGGUGAGCCAGGCGCCUUGAAUCUUCUGCAGAAAAUUUGCGAAACCACUGGCGAAACUGUUGAAGUGCGGCGGUACGAUCGGCUUACGGAGCUGACUGUCGAAAAUACUGCUUUAGGAUCAUUGGACAAUGUAGUUUCUGGCGACUGCAUCGUGUGCUUCAGCAAACAUGAUAUAUAUACGGUUUCGCGAGAAAUCGAAGCACGGGGGAAGGAGGUAGCAGUAAUAUAUGGUGGCCUGCCCCCAGGUACUAAGCUAGCCCAGGCGGCUAAGUUCAAUGAUCCAACCAAUAGCUGCAAGGUAAUGGUGGCGACUGACGCCAUAGGUAUGGGCUUGAACCUGAGCAUUCGUCGAAUCAUAUUCUACUCACUGAUUAAGCCGUCGAUGAAUGAGCGAGGGGAGCGCGAGAUCGACACAAUAUCGGUUUCGUCCGCACUUCAGAUUGCGGGAAGAGCAGGCCGGUUCCGUACUCAGUGGGAACACGGAUAUGUAACUGCAUUCAAGACCGAGGACUUGCAGACCCUACAGCAAAUAUUGGCUCAGACACCUGAGCCGUUAAAACAGGCGGGCUUGCAUCCCACGGCCGAUCAGAUUGAGCUCUACGCCUACCACCUGCCAAGCUCGUCUUUGAGCAACCUAAUGGACAUAUUCGUGAAUCUGUGCACUGUCGAUGAUUCUCUAUACUUUAUGUGCAACAUCGAAGACUUUAAGUUCUUGGCCGAGAUGAUACAACAUGUUCCUCUGCCCCUACGGGCUCGCUAUGUAUUCUGCUGUGCACCUAUCAAUCGCAAGAUGCCGUUUGUUUGCUCAAUGUUCCUUAAGGUAGCACGGCAAUACAGCCGCAACGAACCUAUUACCUUUGAUUUUAUAAAAAAAAACUGUGGCUGGCCGUUCAAGCUACCUAAGACGAUAUUAGACCUGGUUCAUCUUGAGGCCGUCUUUGACGUGAUGGAUCUGUAUCUUUGGCUAAGCUAUCGGUUUAUGGAUCUUUUCCCCGAAGCGGCCUACGUAAGAGAUGCCCAAAAGGAACUGGACGAGAUUAUACAGCAGGGCGUCUUCCAAAUAACUCGGUUGCUUAAGAAUACUGAGGCCAGUCAGGACGGAGAGACUUCAAGCUAUCUAAUGCGCCGAAUAACGCACAUGAAGGAACCUCGACUACCCAGCUCGUCGCGCGGACGUCUCACCGAAAGGUUGCUUGCGCAGGGUCUUCUUACCCCAGGCAUGCUCAACGAGCUACGCAAGGAAUGGGACGCCCAGCAAGUUGGCAAUUCCAAUUCGCAAUCUAAUGAGAUGUCGGAACCAGUUGUGAAUAGUGACGACGAGGAUAAUUUCUCAGGAAUCGGGCGAAAAACAAGGAAAAAACGCAGAAAGUAACGUGUC